Molecule: messenger RNA, 1089 nt
Organism: Ziziphus jujuba (common jujube)
Lineage: Eukaryota; Viridiplantae; Streptophyta; Magnoliopsida; Rosales; Rhamnaceae
Product: pathogenesis-related protein STH-2
Exons: 2
Coding region: 411-932 (173 amino acids)
Biological process (GO): abscisic acid-activated signaling pathway; defense response
Cellular component (GO): nucleus; cytoplasm
Molecular function (GO): protein phosphatase inhibitor activity; abscisic acid binding; signaling receptor activity
Source: RefSeq, a predicted model, not a curated record
CAAUGCUGUAACAUGGACAUGAACUUGAGGAGCUCGCUCACCAAUAGAAUUGAAUAAAAAGAUAAUAAUAAAUAUUAGGGUAAAAAAAAAGGGAAAAAAAAAAAAGAAGGUGCCCAACUAAGUUAGGUGGAUGCUAUCAUGUGAGAAAGAGAAGACUUUUUUUCCAGGACUUUGUAGACACAUAAACAUAUUGCAAUCACAAUAACUUGUUAGAUUUGAAAAUUUGACCCUUAAAAUAAUCAUAUUCCAAUACCAAGUUGACACCUCCUUUCUGCAAAAUAUCAAGGCUUUCUCCUUCAUAAGAUUCUUCCCCCAUCUCAAAAAUAUUCAACUCCUCUUUUUUAUCUUCUCCUUCCAAACAAAUUAAACCCAACUUUUUUUUUUUUUUUAAUUUUUUUCUCUUUGAAAAAAUGGAUCCAAAUAGUGUUGAGUUUCAGAAACCAAGCACGGGUUUAACCAGAGUCACUCAGAGAUUCAAAACCCUUGUCACUCCCCAAAGGAUGUUCAAGGCCUUGAUCCUUGAUUCCCACAUCAUUUGUCCUAAGCUCAUGUUUUCCUCUAUCGAAAGCAUAGAGUUUAUUGAAGGUGAUGGAGAAGUUGGAAGCGUCAAACAGGUCAACUUCACUGAAGCAUGUCCGUACAGAUAUAUGAAACAUAGAAUUGAUGCACUGGAUAAGGAGGCUAUGAUGUGCAAAUUCACAUUGAUAGAAGGGGAUGAUGUUUUGAGAGACAAGCUUGAAUAUGUGAGCUAUGAGGUUCAGUUUGAAGGAUAUGGUGGAGGAGGAUGUAUUUGUAAACUUGCAACCGAGUAUAAAGCAAGAGAAGGUGUGGAAAUCACAGAACUUGAUCUUGAGCUUGGCAAGGACAGAGUUAUUGGUUUGUAUGAAGUUGUGGAGGCUUACCUUCUUGCUCAUCCUCGUGCCUAUGCUUGAAAAGCAAACAGCUUCUCUCUCUCUCUCUCUCUCUCUCUCUCUCUCUCACUUUUUAAGUAAAAUUAUAUAUAUAUAUAUAUAUAUAUAAUAUUUUUCUGUUUAUUUUGUGAAUUUUGUAUUUUGAAGCAAUAAAUCUUACAGACUCUUCUUCUUGGUC